Molecule: messenger RNA, 3789 nt
Organism: Vicia faba (fava bean)
Lineage: Eukaryota; Viridiplantae; Streptophyta; Magnoliopsida; Fabales; Fabaceae
Source: the annotation of a GenBank genome assembly
AUGGAAGCAGAGAGGUUUAGUAGUGAGCAGCUGAAGAGUAAAAUGGAGGCAGAGACAUUGGGUUCUAAUCACGCUCCUGGCUUUCUUAGCCGAGCUCUUCCGGCUGUUGUACCCGUGCUUUUGAUUUCGAUUGGAUAUGUUGAUCCUGGAAAAUGGGUGGCAAGUAUUGAAGGCGGUUCAAGAUUUGGUUUUGAUCUGGUGGCUUUCACGCUUAUUUUCAAUUUUGCAGCUAUCUUCUGUCAGUACUUAUCUGCCCGGGUUGCUGUAAUCACUGGAAGAGAUCUUGCUCAGAUUUGCAGUGAUGAGUAUGAUACAUGGACAUGCCUUCUCCUUGGAAUUCAAACAGAACUUUCAGUGAUUAUGCUAGAUCUUAACAUGAUCUUGGGCAUGGCACAAGGAUUAAAUCUUAUUUUUGGGUGGGACUUGUUCACCUGUGUCUUUUUAACAGCCACUGGUGCUGUUUUUCACAUACUUCUUUCUGUCCUCCUUGACAUUGAGAAGGCCAAAUUCCUAGGACAGUUUGUGGCAGGCUUUGUAUUACUGUCUUUUAUACUUGGACUACUCAUCAAUCAAUCAGAAGUUCCACUUUCCGUGAAUGGAAUACUAAUAAAGUUGAGUGGGGAGAGUGCUUUUAUGCUUAUGAGUCUUCUUGGAGCAACUCUUGUGCCUCACAACUUUUACCUUCAUUCGUCUAUUGUACAGUGGCAUCAGGGACCGAAAAACAUUUCUAAGGAUGCAUUGUGUCAUAACCAUUUUUUGGCCAUCUUAAGUGUCUUCAGCGGCCUUUAUUUGGUAAAUAAUAUGCUGAUGACCACAUCAGCAAAUGAGUUCUACAGUACAGGUCCUGUUUUGCUUACUUUUCAAGAUGCACUGUCAUCAAUGGAACAGGUGUUGCGCAGCCCAAUAACUCUGCUUAGUUUUGUAUUCAUUUUGUUUCUUGCAAAUCAGACUACAGCAUUAACUUGGAGUUUAGGGGGAGAAGUAGUAGUGAAUGGUUUCUUAAAACUAGAUAUUCCAGGUUGGCUUCAUUAUGCAACAAUUAGAGUGAUUGCUGUGCUGCCCGCCCUUUAUUGUGUCUGGAGUUCUGGAGCUGAAGGGAUGUAUCAACUACUUAUAUUCACUCAGGUUUUAGUCGCCCUGCAACUUCCAUCUUCUGUGAUUCCCCUAUUUCGAGUUGCUAUGUCUAGAUCAAUAAUGGGAGCACACAAAAUCUCCCAGUCUCUGGAACUUUUGGCAUUGACCAUAUUCAUUGGGAUGCUUGGCUUGAAUAUCGUGUUUUUGGUAGAAAUGAUAUUUGGCAAUAGUGAUUGGGCGGCUGAUUUGAGGUGGAAUGUUGGGAAUGGCAUGUCUGUCUCAUAUGCAAUUCUUCUCAUUGCUGGUUUUAUGUCAUUAUGUUUGAUGCUUUGGUUAGCUGCCACACCUUUAAGAUCUGCCAAUAUUCAAUUAAAAGCUAAGGUGAACUGGGAUAUGCCAGAGACUAUACCGAUUCCGCUGGUUGAUGGUGAAGAAUCAUAUAUAACUGAAACAGUGCGUCAUGAAGAAGCAUCUGUUGAGAUCGACGAACCAAAACCAGCUUUAGCUAGCACAUUUGAGUACCCAGAAGUAUCACUUAAAAGUUUUCGUCCCAUUCCCGAAACCAUAAUGGAACCCGAUCCCCAGGUGAAUGCCAUAAAGGGGAAUAAUUCUGUUGCACCAUCAGUUUCCCCAUCAGAGACUGGGGAAGCAUCUACUGUAGUUGAUGAUAGUUCUGAUUCUAGACUUGCAGAUACAAAAACUAUAAUGGAAAGAGAUGCCCCACUUGAGAAGACUGUGGAAAUUGAAGAGGAUUCAAAUGCCGAAAGGGAUGAUGAUGAUGGAGAGUCAUGGGAAACUGAAGAAUCAUCCAGAGUGGUCUUGCCAAAUGCCCAAUCUUCAACAUCAGAAGGCCCUCCAUCAUUCAGGAGUAUUAGUGGGAAAAGUGACGACGGUGGGGGUAGCUUCGGAAGUCUAUCGAGAAUAGAAGGCUUAGGACGUGCGGGAAGACGUCAGCUAACUCUUAUUCUUGGUGAAUUCUGGGGACAGCUUUAUGAUUUACAUGGGGUGCCUUCCCAGACAGCAAAGAAAUUUGAUGUUUUGCUGGGGGUGGAAGACGAUUCAAGACCCACCACUUCCUUGCAGAAAAUGGAUGCAUGUGGAAAGAACUAUUCUGAAUACUCAGUAUCUGCUGGCAGCAGAGCUUCUGACACUUCAAUUAACGUUGGUCCGUAUGACUAUUCCGUGCAGCCUAGGAUGCAAAGUAAUUCAGAGUCGUCGUAUGGUCUUCAAAGGAGUUCUUCCUCAGUGCGGGCAAAUCCCAUCCAGUUACUGGAUGCAUAUGCACAAAACUCUGCCCGCAAUUUCCUUGAAUCUGGUGAGAGGCGCUAUUCCAGUGUGCGCAGUCUUCAUUUAUCCGAGGCUUGGGAUUAUCAGCCAGCUACAAUACAUGGUUAUCAGACUGCAUCCUAUCUUAGCCGGGGUGUGAAAGAUAGAAGUUCUGAAAACAUAAAUGGUUCAAUGCAAUUGUCAUCACUGAAGUCCCCUUCCACAGCUGUCUCGAGAAAUCGCCAACUACUAUCUGAGAGGUCCAAUUAUGAUUCUUGCACCUCUGGACCUGCAGCUAAUACAAUCAAUUCAGUUAAUACUAAGAAGUACCACAGCUUGCCUGACAUUUCAGGAUAUUCCAUCCCUCACAGAGCUGGCUACAUGGCUGAUAAGAGUGCACCAUGGGAUGGUUCUGUUGGAUAUGGUUCUUAUGCUGGUAGGAUGGGAUACGAACCCUCUUUAUAUUCAAAUGCUGCAUCAAGAGCAGGAGCUCAUUUGGCCUUUGAUGAAGUCUCUCCAUCUAAAGUGUACAGAGAAGCACUCUCUUCACAGUUGAGUUCUGGUCUUGACACUGGAUCCCUCUGGUCUAGACAGCCUUUUGAGCAGUUUGGUGUUGCUGAUAAAAUUCAUAAUGUUGCAAUGGAAGGAGCAGGAAGAAAGCCGAAUGCAAUUGUUCAAGAAACUACAUUUGAAGAUACAGAAGGGAAACUACUUCAAUCUCUCAGACUUUGCAUUAUGAAGCUCUUAAAACUGGAGGGGUCUGAUUGGUUGUUUAAACAGAAUGAUGGAAUUGAUGAAGAUCUGAUUGACCGUGUAGCAGCAAGGGAGAAGUUUGCUUAUGAAAUUGAAGCUAGGGAGACAAGUCAGGUCGUUCAUAUGAGUGAUACUCGUUACUUUCCUUCUGAUAGGAAACCUGUCCCUUCGAUGAAAAGCGAGGCAAAUGCCUCUAGUCUUUUAGUUUCCUCAGUUCCUAACUGCGGGGAGGGAUGUGUAUGGAGAUUAAAUUUAAUAGUAAGCUUUGGGGUCUGGUGUAUCCACCGUGUUCUUGACCUCUCAAUUUUGGAAAGCCGGCCAGAGCUUUGGGGGAAAUACACCUAUGUGCUCAAUCGCCUCCAGGGCAUCAUCGAACCAGCCUUUGCGAAGCCUCAUACCCCUUCGGCCCCUUGUUUUUGCCUUCAAGUUCCCUCUACACACCUGCAAAAGUCAAGCCCUCCUCUUUCUAACGGGAUGUUACCCCCAACCGUGAAAGCAGGCCGGGGCAAAUGCACUACUCCAUCAACGUUUCUUGAGCUGAUUAAAGAUGUGGAGAUCGCUAUCUCUAGCAGAAAAGGACGAUCAGGUACUGCAGCCGGUGACGUGGCAUUCCCAAAGGGGAAGGAAAAUGUGUCAUCUGUUCUCAAACGGUACAAGCGAAAGUUAGCAUCCAAGAAGCUUAUUGCCAAUCGUUAG